Messenger RNA from Eutrema salsugineum, 1741 nucleotides. RefSeq names its product ribulose bisphosphate carboxylase large chain. The transcript has a single exon. The record is from RefSeq and is a predicted model, not a curated record. Lineage: Eukaryota; Viridiplantae; Streptophyta; Magnoliopsida; Brassicales; Brassicaceae. The coding region runs from base 176 to 1636 and encodes 486 amino acids. Gene Ontology annotation, biological process: carbon fixation. Gene Ontology annotation, molecular function: magnesium ion binding; ribulose-bisphosphate carboxylase activity.
AAGAAUAUACAAUAAUGAUGUAUUUGGCGAAUCAAAUAUCAUGGUCUAAUAAAGAAUCAUUCUGAUUAGUUGAUAAUUUUGUGAAAGAUUCCUGUGAAAAAGGUUAAUUAAAUCUAUUCCUAAUUUAUAUCGAGUAGACCUUGUUGUUUUGUUUUAUUCCAAGAAUUCUAAAUUCAUGACUUGUAGGGAGGGACUUAGGUCACCACAAACAGAUACUAAAGCAAGUGUUGGAUUCAAAGCUGGUGUUAAAGAGUAUAAAUUGACUUAUUAUACUCCUGAAUAUGAAACCAAAGAUACUGAUAUCUUGGCAGCAUUCCGAGUAACUCCUCAACCCGGAGUUCCACCUGAAGAAGCAGGGGCUGCGGUAGCUGCUGAAUCUUCUACUGGUACAUGGACAACCGUGUGGACCGACGGGCUUACCAGCCUUGAUCGUUACAAAGGACGAUGCUACCACAUCGAGCCCGUUCCAGGAGAAGAAACUCAAUUUAUUGCGUAUGUAGCUUACCCCUUAGACCUUUUUGAAGAAGGUUCGGUUACUAACAUGUUUACCUCGAUUGUGGGUAAUGUAUUUGGGUUCAAAGCCCUGGCUGCUCUACGUCUAGAGGAUCUGCGAAUCCCUCCUGCUUAUACUAAAACUUUCCAGGGACCACCUCAUAGUAUCCAAGUUGAAAGAGAUAAAUUGAACAAGUAUGGACAUCCCUUAUUAGGAUGUACUAUUAAACCUAAAUUGGGGUUAUCCGCGAAGAACUAUGGUAGAGCAGUUUAUGAAUGUCUAUGUGGUGGACUUGAUUUUACCAAAGAUGAUGAGAAUGUAUACUCCCAACCAUUUAUGCGUUGGAGAGACCGUUUCUUAUUUUGUGCUGAAGCUAUUUAUAAAUCACAGGCUGAAACAGGUGAAAUCAAAGGGCAUUAUUUGAAUGCUACUGCAGGUACAUGCGAAGAAAUGAUCAAAAGAGCUGUAUUUGCUAGAGAAUUGGGAGUUCCUAUCGUAAUGCAUGACUACUUAACAGGGGGAUUCACCGCAAAUACUAGUUUGGCUCAUUAUUGCCGAGAUAAUGGCCUACUUCUUCACAUCCACCGUGCAAUGCACGCUGUUAUUGAUAGACAGAAGAAUCAUGGUAUGCACUUCCGUGUACUAGCUAAAGCUUUACGUCUAUCUGGUGGAGAUCAUAUUCACGCGGGUACAGUAGUAGGUAAACUUGAAGGAGACAGAGAGUCAACUUUGGGCUUUGUUGAUUUACUGCGCGAUGAUUAUAUUGAAAAAGAUCGAAGCCGCGGUAUCUUUUUCACUCAAGAUUGGGUCUCACUACCAGGUGUUCUGCCUGUAGCUUCAGGGGGUAUUCACGUUUGGCAUAUGCCUGCUUUAACCGAGAUCUUUGGAGAUGAUUCCGUACUACAAUUCGGUGGCAGAACUUUAGGCCACCCUUGGGGAAAUGCACCGGGUGCCGUAGCGAACCGAGUAGCUCUGGAAGCAUGUGUACAAGCUCGUAAUGAGGGACGUGAUCUUGCAGUCGAGGGUAAUGAAAUUAUCCGUGAGACUUGCAAAUGGAGUCCUGAACUAGCUGCUGCUUGUGAAGUAUGGAAGGAGAUCAGAUUUAACUUCCCAACCAUCGAUAAAUUAGAUGGCCAAGCGUAGAAGUUAGAUUAGUAAUUCACGUUCGUUUUAUUAGUUUAAUUACAAUUAAACUCGGCUCAAUCUUUCUAGUAAAAAAAAGAUUGAGCCGAGUUUUUCUAUUGUAUA